AUGAAAUCUCCUUGGAAAAUCCGUAUGGCUCUUCCUCUGCUUUUUCUCCUGACCCUUCACACCCUGGCCUCUUCAGUCUAUGGCAACUGGCCUGACACCAGACACUCCAAUGCCUGCAUAGGGUGUGUGCUGGUGGUGUCUAUGAUUGAACAGCUCACUCAAGUUCAUAACUCGACGGUCCAAAUCUCAAUGGAGAGACUGUGCAGCUACUUGCCUGAAAAACUGUUCUUGAAGACCACUUGCUAUUUAGUGGUACAUAUAUUUGGACCAGACAUCAUAAAACUAUUCAGAGCAGAUAUGAAUGCUGAUGUGGUAUGUCACACCCUGGAGUUUUGUAAACAGGAUCCUGGCCAACCCUUGUGUCACCUCUAUCCCCUUCCCAAGGAGGCAUGGACAUUUACACUUGAGAAGGCCAGACAGAUUGUCAAGAAAUCUCCAGCUCUGAAGUACUCCAGAAGUGGUUCUGAUAUUUGUUCACUCCCAUUUUUGGCCAAGAUCUGUCAGAAGAUUAAACUAGCUAUACAAAAUUCUGUGCCAUUCAGUGAUGCCGAUUCAGACAAAUAUAGUGAUUUCCCAACACUGCGGGGCUUUCACUGGCGAGGGAGAGAUUGCAACGACAGCAACAAGAUGGCAUACCCAGGCAGAAGGCCAGACAACUGGGACUCAUAUCAAGAUUCCAACUGUAAUGGCAUUUGGGGUGUUGAUCCAAAAGAUGGAAUCCCAUACGAGAAGAAAUUCUGUGAAGGUUCACAGCCCAGGGGAGUCAUUUUGCUGGGGGACUCAGCUGGGGCUCAUUUCCACAUCCCUCCUGACUGGAUCACAGCUUCGCAGAUGUCUUUGAAAUCCUUCUUCAAUUUACCAAUAGCUCUUACCAACGAGCUUGACUGGCCCCAGCUAUCAGGUACUACUGGAUUUCUGUACUCCACCACCAGAAUUAAAGAAAAUUCUAUUUACCUUCGUUUACGGAAAAGAAACCGCUGCAAUCACAGGGACUAUCAGAAUAUUUCAAAAAAUGGUGCAUCCUCCCAAAACCUGGGGAGAUUUAUAGAAAGUUUAUCUAGGAACCAGCUGUUGGAUUAUCCAGCCAUUGUCAUAUAUGCCAUGAUUGGAAAUGAUGUCUGCAGUGGGCAUAUUGAUCCUCUCCCAGAAAUGACCACUCCUGAGAAAUUGUACUCCAAGGUCAUGCAGACUCUGCAGUAUCUAAAUUCCCACCUGCCAAACGGCAGUCAUGUUAUUUUAUAUGGCUUACCAGAUGGAAGAUUUCUCUGGGAUCAUUUGCAUGACAGAUAUCAUCCUCUUGGCCAGCUCAACAAGGACGUGACCUACGCGCAUUUCUACUCCUUCCUGAACUGUCUCCAGGUCAGCCCCUGCCGCAGCUGGAUGUCUUCCAACAAGACUCUGCGGACUCUCACUUCAGAGAGAGCAGAACAACUCUCCAAAACGCUGAAAAAAAUUGCAACCAGCCAGAAAUUUACGAACUUCGACCUUUUCUACUUAGAUUUUGACUUCCAAGAAAUCACGGAGGAGUGGCAAAAGAAAGGUGGGCAGCCCUGGCAGCUCAUCGAACCCGUGGAUGGAUUUCACCCUAAUGAGGUGGUUUCACAGCUGUUGGCAGAUCUCUUCUGGAAGAAGAUGCAGCACCAGUGGCCUCACGUCCUGGGAAAGGAGAAUCCAUUCAAUCCCCAGAUUGAGGAGGUGUUUGGAGACCAAGGGGGGCACUGA
Molecule: messenger RNA, 1722 nt
Organism: Budorcas taxicolor (takin)
Lineage: Eukaryota; Metazoa; Chordata; Mammalia; Artiodactyla; Bovidae
Gene: AOAH
Product: acyloxyacyl hydrolase
Exons: 21
Coding region: 1-1722 (573 amino acids)
Biological process (GO): negative regulation of inflammatory response; lipopolysaccharide catabolic process
Molecular function (GO): acyloxyacyl hydrolase activity; calcium ion binding
Source: RefSeq, a predicted model, not a curated record